UAGGUCCACAUCUGGCACAUCUGGAUACUAAAAUAAUGAGAAAACAGUCACUGGUGGUGUAAAUAGUGGAGCAUUGUCGUAAAAUCGUUGAAUGCACGCUAAGCAAUUAGUGCGGGCUAUCGCAUUACAUUCCGCUGUUCGCUGGUAGAGGUGGUAGAGCGUUGAUUCUGUGAAUUAUUUAUCAUAACGUUACCAUAAGGAUUCACUAACCCUGUUCUCAUCUUUCACAGCGCUCGAGAGAGGAUAAAGGGUUAAGCCGUUUUAUGAUUGUGGUGCCAUAGGCUACUAGGCUCCUUCUCUAACCAAAAGCAGAGAGGGGAAUGAACAGAUCAGGCCGGACAGAAUCGUAAGGCAUAUCCCCGGAAUAGGCAUCAUUUCGAAGCGAAGACGGGCAUGGCCACGCUAGAUCAUCGAACAUGAUGGGGACAAUCCUAGAAGAACGCGCAACGACAAACAACUCGCACAAACCGCCCUCCAAUAAAAGGCAGACCACAAAACCCCAGUGGAUUAACGGAGCGCUAACAAAGCAGAGCAAAAAAGUUUUCAAGCCCGUGGUGCCGAAUGGUCCAUUAAGAGAAACCAAAAUUCCAGUGCCUGAGAGUGGUUAUCAGCCAAAAAGGAGAAGCAAACCUGAUCAACCCCCACAGGUGGACACCUCAAGCACACGGAGACAUCUGAACCCUAAGACAGGGCCACAGCUGUCUUCCCUAUGGGAGACGAGAGAGAGGCCACCGAAACAGGUCUCUCAUUCCAAAAAUAACAAAGAUAUGAGCCACAGAGGCCCAGGUAGAGGGCACUGCCAUGUUUCCCAGUGCCUCAGCCAUCCGUCAGAACUGAGGAGCGACAGCUUUCGGGAGAGAAGGCCGAGUUUAGGCCGAGCCAAUACCGGUGAGGACUCAGACAGUGCUAGUGACCUCUCCGACACGGAGAGAGCCCCCGCGCCCCCCACCCCUGGCACGCCGCCAAAUCUGAACCUGAGAGCCGAGGUCAUUGACCCCGCUGAGUUUCAGCGCCCUAGGGGUAUCCCCCAGCAGCAGCGGCAGCCCCAGUGCCAGUUCAGUAAGAGCUACCCGGACUUCCUGCCCCCGCCUUUCAACGCCUGGAGCCUGCGGCAGCUGGCUGUGUUCCUCAACACGGAGGGCAAAGGCGUGCCGCGGCCCCGACCUGUGGGUCAGCUGGAGAAGUACCUGGAGCGACUGCUGAAGCUGGAGUGGCAUCAGAGCCAGACGAUCCAGGAUGAGACAGGCGGCGACGAGGGAGGCAGCAGGGGUGCCCCCCGACCUUCCUGUUGCCCUCGGCCCCACAGCACUCCCUCUGCCAACCUGAGUACCCCCAAAAGCAUCCUCCAGUGCCAGCGGGCUUUCCCCCUCGCCCUGCUCUCCUCCAUCACCCACCCCAUGCCAGUUCAGCAGGUGGGCUGUGCAUGCCCGCACUGCCACGCCCGCUACCCGCACUGCAACGGCUCCUGCCGGACGUAUGCCUACCAGCACAACAUACACCCGAGCCCUCUGGUGGAGCGCAGGGGCCGCGCAACCGUUCCCAAGAGAAGCAGCAGCGAGAACCGCACCCAGGCGACCGAGCCUGCUUACCCAUCCCGUGGCUACAAGCCAGGGAGCUUCAAUGGGAGCAGUCACCUGAGACGCAUGCAGGCUGCCGGAAACAUUCGCAACCCAUCGCUCAGCCCUCCAAGGCUCCAGCCCCUGCGGCCUGUGUUUACAUCCAUGGAGGCUGGGGCCGGGCCCAGGAGGGAAAGAAACCCAACCAGCGGAGGUGAUACUCUGGGGAGGGAGGGGAGGGAAGGAAGGGAAGGAAGGCCGGUCAGCCAGAGACGGAGAGCUGUCUCAGAGAGAAGGAAGGUCGUGUCCAGUGUGAAGCAGUGGGAUUUGAAAGUGGACGCUCUUGCUGCUGAACAGGCAGCCAAGCUGAAAGACUUGGUUUCUGGCAGAUCAACUGGGAGGAUGAGGCGUGUUGAAUUUGUCACGUGACUUUUAAAAGAAUGUAUUAUUGUAACAAGCACAUUUUCAAUUGUCACAUACUGUAGCAUCAUUGAUCAAAUUAUCAUCUUGCAUUUUAUAAACCUGUCGAUCCUGAUGUUGAAAUCUCACAAAAUUAAAUAUUUUGUCUUUUA
This is a messenger RNA of Alosa alosa (allis shad), 2128 nucleotides long. It is a transcript of the gene fam217bb, whose product is annotated as family with sequence similarity 217 member Bb. The record is from RefSeq and is a predicted model, not a curated record. NCBI's taxonomy places the organism in Eukaryota, Metazoa, Chordata, Actinopteri, Clupeiformes, Clupeidae. The transcript has 4 exons. Bases 417 to 1985 code for a protein of 522 amino acids.